UCGGUGAUCGAAGAAGAAGAAAGGUAUAGAUAAUAGAUAGAGACCAACCAUUUGGAGGAAGGAAGUAUAUGUAUUAUUUAUUAUGUGAGGAUGGGUUAAGUAAUAGGGAGAAAAAGGCGUUAAACCAAUCCCUCAUAGGGCCACGGCGGCGCCACUCCGAUGGAAGAAAGCAAAGAAAGAGAAUUGUGAGAGAGAGAGAGGGAAGGGUGCAAAAAUGUCGAGCAUCGUCAAGGAGAUCCUGGCCAGCCCCAUACAAAUGGCGGACCAGGUCUCCAAGAUGGCAGAAGAGGCCCAGAAUUUUCGACAGGAAUGUCUCGAGUUGAAGUCAAAGACGGAGAAGCUCGCCGGCCUCCUCCGCCAGGCGGCCAGGAACAGCAGCGACCUGUACGAGAGGCCAACGCGACGCAUCAUAGACGACACCGAACAGGUCCUCGACAAGGCCCUCGUACUCGUCACCAAAUGUCGCGCCAACAGCCUCAUCAAGAAGCUCUUCACCAUCAUCCCCGCCACCGCCUUCCGCAAGACCUCCAUGCAGCUCGAGAACUCCGUCGGCGACGUCCAGUGGCUCCUCCGCGUCUCCGCCUCCGCCGACGAGCGCGACGACGAGUACCUCGGCCUCCCCCCCAUCGCCGCCAACGAACCCAUCCUCUGCCUCAUCUGGGAGCAGGUGGCCAUCCUCCUCUCCGGUGCCUCCCUGGAAGAGCGCUCCGACGCCGCCGCCUCCCUAGUCUCCCUGGCCCGCGACAACGACCGCUACGGCAAGCUCAUCAUCGAGGAAGGUGGCGUCCCCCCUCUCCUGAAGCUCCUGAAGGAAGGUCGAAUGGACGGCCAGGAAAACGCCGCCCGAGCCAUUGGCCUCCUCGGUAAAGACCCCGAGAGCGUCGAACACAUCGUCAACGCCGGCGUUUGCUCCGUCUUCGCCAAAGUCCUUAAAGAAGGGCACAUGAAGGUCCAGACCGUGGUCGCCUGGGCCAUCUCCGAACUCGCUGGUAACCACCCCAAAUGCCAGGACCAUUUCGCUCAAAACAAUGCCAUUCGCUUGCUUGUUAGCCACCUGGCCUUCGAAACCAUCCAAGAACACAGCAAGUACGCCAUUGCCAACAAACACAAGUCCAUUCACUCUGUUGUUCUUGCCAGCAACACUUCCACCCCCCACGACGAAGAAGAUGACAAUAAGCAGAUUGUUCACCCCAUGGGCAACCAGGCCUCCAGCCAAAUGUCCAAUAUCGUUUCCAACACCAUGGCCAUCAAGGGAAUGGGUGCCCAGGCCCAAGCCCAAGCCCAAGCCCAAGCCCAAAUCAAUCCCAACGUUAACGACCUCCCCUCCGGGAACCCCAAAAAGCACCACAAUCAUAAUGCCCACGUGUCUAUUGCCGGCACGAGUAUCAAGGGGAGGGAAUUCGAAGACCCGGUGACGAAGAGGGAGAUGAAGGCCAUGGCUGCGAGGGCGCUCUGGAUGCUCUCCAGGGGUAACUUAACGGUGUGUCGCAGCAUAACGGAGUCUCGUGCUUUGCUCUGUUUCGCGGUUCUGUUGGAGAAAGGUGCAGAGGACGUGCAGUCGUAUUCGGCGAUGGCUUUGAUGGAGAUAACGGCGGUGUCAGAGCAGCACGCUGAGUUGAGGCGGUCUGCUUUCAAACCAACUUCCCCCGCUGCCAAGGCGGUGGUGGAGCAGCUUAUAAAAAUAAUCGAAAAAGAAGAGCAAGAGCUUCUGAUACCUUGCGUGAGAUCCGUUGGAAACCUUGCCCGCACUUUCAGGGCCACGGAGACUCGGCUGAUUGGGCCUCUGGUGAAGCUCCUGGACGAAAGAGAGGCCCAUAUCUGCAUGGAGGUGGCCAUCGCUCUUAACAAGUUCGCCUGCACGGAUAACUACCUCCACGAGAACCACUGCAACGCCAUCAUUCAGGCAGGGGGUGCCAAGCACUUGAUUCAGCUUGUUUACUUUGGAGAGCAGAUGGUUCAGAUUCCCUCCGUCACUCUCCUCUGUUACAUUGCGUUGCACGUGCCAAAGAGCGAGACGCUGGCGCAAGAAGAGGUCCUCAUAGUUCUCGAGUGGUGCACCAAGCAAGCGCAUCUCAUCGAUGAUUCUCGCAUCGAAGCUCUUUUGCCCGAAGCCAAGAGUAGGCUCGAACUCUACCAAUCAAGAGGAAGAGGAUUCCGCUGAUCCCUCCCUCCCUGCCUGCACUUCAUCAUCACUGUAUAUAUGUUUAAUUAGCAAUCUUGCAGGCUCCUCGCCCUUUUCAAAUUAAUCUAGCCUCCUCUUCUUUUUUACGUCCUAUUCUCUAUACAAAACUUUUUCUCAAUCUUCUCUCA
Messenger RNA from Cajanus cajan (pigeon pea), 2310 nucleotides. It is a transcript of the gene ARO1, whose product is annotated as armadillo repeat only 1. Gene Ontology annotation, biological process: cell surface receptor signaling pathway. Gene Ontology annotation, molecular function: protein binding. NCBI's taxonomy places the organism in Eukaryota, Viridiplantae, Streptophyta, Magnoliopsida, Fabales, Fabaceae. The record is from RefSeq and is a predicted model, not a curated record.